Molecule: messenger RNA, 7295 nt
Organism: Varroa destructor (honeybee mite)
Lineage: Eukaryota; Metazoa; Arthropoda; Arachnida; Mesostigmata; Varroidae
Product: exportin-4-like
Biological process (GO): protein export from nucleus
Cellular component (GO): cytoplasm; nuclear pore
Molecular function (GO): small GTPase binding; nuclear export signal receptor activity
Source: RefSeq, a predicted model, not a curated record
GACGGCGGCUGUGUUAUUAUUGCCGAAAUCGUCGUUGUCGUCAGCAUCCAUCCUGCGGCGCUCAUCUGCUCAAUCACAGAGCUGCUUCGGCGCUCAGUCUGCUGCUGCUGGCCAGGAAUCGAGUGUUGGCUAUACCCGUUGCGGUUGAUUUCAUUCCUGAGGUUGACCAGCUUCGUAGCCGACUUAAAUCCCGAGCUAAAUUCGCAGUGACCGGCGCCGUGCAGCACCGUUCGAUAUACGCAGGCCGUUUGAGCAGUACGUCAGUCAAUCAGCAGAUUCCGAGGAAGUAGUUACAAUCAAAGAAGUAAAAAAUAACACAGCUAUUCAGUAGAUGUAGAUGCAUAGCUGGACAAAUCGGAAAGCUUUUUCUCCAAUCGGAUGUCGCUAUUGCAGUAAGAGUACCACUCGUAUGGAGGUUUAUCACAGACGUCCAGUAAACAGAGUAUUUGUGUAUAUGAUGGCAAGGAAUUAACAUAUAUCUAUGUAACGUCGACGGACGCGGCCGGAGUCUGCAGUACACCGCCGACUUGCUUGUAUCUGAGGAGUGAGACCCGAAUCUUCUGCCUGUCAAUGAGUUUGUUGUUAUAAAAGUGUUUGUGUGCAGAUGAGUGUUAUUACAUACCGCUGAGUGGAAAGAAGUUUUAAAGUAUAUAGGGAACUUUACGCGAGCUAUUGUUCUUCGUGGCAGUCGUAAUAGGCGAAUAGCGUAUGCGACUCUUAUUCAAGUUGUUCUGUUCUGUCGUUCACAGCAGAUCUGGUAUAGUUCUAUUCAGUUUUAUAUUUGCUAUUAGCAAGUAAUAUCGCUGUUUUCAUCGAAGUAGCACCUAUAACGUGAAUUUAGUCAGUACUUGUAGUCGAGUGUCCAACGAAUUAAACAAUUGGGGUUGUGCCCAAUCGAUCCAAGACUGAGCCGGUUGUUCGCUGGAACAAGACAGCAUCGCUCUCAGCCAGUUGAGUCUGUGCUUUUUUAUGUCUCAAACCUGUGAGUGAGUGAGUGUGCAUACGUCUUUGUAGAAAUACGAGAGAUGUUCGCAGUGUUGAAAUCUCCCACAUUUGUUUGACUGCUUUGAAUUGGUCGGAAACGUCUGUUCAUCGACGACGACGACAACAACAACAACAACAAUAAUAAUAAUACGAAUAAGCAUAACAGCAAGACGACCGGCAACACGAGAUUAAAUUACGGAAGCUACAUAUAUAUGAAUAAGUGACUCAGAUCAUAUCGAAUUUAUUGAAACAUUGAAAAUCCACGCAAUCGUCAUUCAGGAUGCAGGUGGCCAGCCAGCAAGCGAUGCAGGAGCUGGAGAAUGCUGCUAGGACAUUCUUGGCUCCACCAAAUUUCGUGACGUCAGAACAACGGCAUGCAGCCGAGCAGGUGUUCCUGCAGCUCCAGAAAACAAAACAGCCCUUUGAUCUCUGUAAGGUGCUCCUGGAGGAAAGUCAGGUUCAAUAUGUACAGUUUCAAGCAGCCACACUGCUCAAAAACGCACUUAUACGUGAAUGGAAGGACCUUUCAUUGGAGCAGGUCGCGGCGUUGCGCAAUUAUCUUCUGGCUUACCUGACAUCACGUGAGAACAUGGAGAAUUACGUUCGCGAACAAAUGGUUCUUGUUCUUGCAAUUAUGACCAAGAGACAGUUCGUGGACGGGGACAAUGCCAUUAUCACGCAAAUGCUAAACGAUCUCAGUCAGCUGAUCAUGAGCGAUAACAACCGACUCCAGGUGGUCGGCUGUUCGGUCUUGGCGGCACUACUCAACGAGUUUGCGUCGUCGACGCGGGCCUCGGAUGUUGGUCUUCCGUGGGAGGCUCACUUGCGUGCGAAGAAGAUGUUCGAGAGUAUCCAUUUACCACGUAUCUUCGAGUUCUGUCUCCAUGGUCUGACCCAAGCCUCAAGAAUUCAGCAACCUAUUCCCACGGACGCACUCUACUUGAUCAGGAAGUUCCUUUCACUUGCCGAGCAAAUCCUUUCUUGGAAUUUCCACUUUACCAUGAUGCUGCCAAGAAAGCUGGUUCACCUAUUUGAAACUCAGGUCUGUCCAGCGCUACGGCCAGGUCGUGAGUGGAAAGCUACCCUUUUACAAGCUCAAGUACCAGCACUCUUCUUCAAACUGUUCGAUAUGUUUCAUCAUGACCCGGCCUUGGCACAUCAUGUUGUACAGUGCAUCAAUCAGUUAUGCACACUUAAUGGACUGAUAUUCGUCUGUCGCGCUGAUCAACGAACCUUUAUAGGAUGGAUGCUUGAAGGAAUUUUAGCAAUGAUCGGGCGACUUCCGCUUCCGUCGCACCUUGUCGUCGGGGUAUCGGGCGCCGUUGGUAAAUUGCUCAUGUUUCAGCCAGCCGCGUUGAUGUCGCUUAAUCCUGACAUUCUCGCGUUAUUGCUGCAAAGAAUGACGUGUCUAACAUGUCACUUGAUCGAGAUGGCUGCGCAGGAAGAAGCACAGCUAGUCGACGAUGAAGUAUACGCAGAGAGUCUCGAGUCCAUCCUUGCCAACUGGGCGACGCUAUGCCAGGACAGCGCGUUUGAUGAGCAACAGAUGCGCGAAUCGGUGCUACAGAUAUUUACAACCUAUCUUCGUGCGCAUUUGGCGCCUCCGGACGGCUUGAAGCCCCAGCAAUGUGGGGAUGAACGUGAGAUUGAUGAGGAAAACGAAGAGGAUGAUCGAACGAAAUUUAAGAAUCAGCUGACUGUAAUCGGUGUAAUGGGCCGUAAAAUCUUAGAUCAAAGCCUGCCUAUGUUAAGUCAGCUGUUGGAAGCAAGAACAAUGCAACUUCAACAGCUGCUCGAGGGAAACAUGACGGCAACAGCCCAGUUUGUGCAAUGUUCGGAGGACGUACACUGGCUAGUGCUCGUCUCGGGGCACGUACUUUCAACAGGCGUAAUCACUGGUGAAACAAAUCUAAUUCCUCAGCCGAUCACAAAUUUCUGCCGAUCGAAUGAAGCGAGCGUCAGCAUUGACUCAACGCUGAGAGUUCUGUCUCAACCGUCACAACCUGUCACAGAAACUAACGUGGAUCCUGUAGUACGUAUGCCUGUUGCAGUAUUUCGACUCUGCGAAAUGGAAACCCGUGCUCUUGACGCGCGGCUACAUUGCAGUCCGGAGGUGGGCCGCACCCUGGUGUGGUUUCUUCGCCACUGGUGCCCGGUUUACUUGCUUCCUGAUGAGACUCGUUACACGGAAUUAAGCGUUAAUCUGCUACGCUGUUUCGGACGAGAUUCGGAAGCUGGCCAGUGGGUGCUGGAGUUCGUCGUCAGCAAAAUUAAGAACAAUCUUCUUCGGUGGACUGGCGAAGCGUCACUUCUUAUCGAUUCGUGUCAGUGUUUAAUGGUGCUGCUAAAAUCAAUGGAUCGCUGCUCAAGGGCCAUCAAGUGUCCGUCCCUUUUAGAUAUUUUGCGACUCGAGUGUUGUGGCAGCUUUCAUUAUUUGCCUACAACGGCUAAACGUUCGCUCGUAAAGGCGCUUGUCCUAGCCGGUACUAUGCUCAAGGAAAAUGAAGGCCAGUAUUUCGAGCAGCUCCUACGACCUAUACAGGACACCAUGGAACAGCUCAGAACGAGUGACUCCUUCCGAAGAGAUUAUCAGCAAGAGUCAAUAAGGCGAAAUGUCAUUGAUUUGCUCGAGAGGCUUACGGGUGCGAUUGAUGGCGUCCAUGUGACCAACGCCGAAAUGAUGAGCCGUUUUGUGUUGCCGUUGUUGCCGCAAGUGGGCGCUUUGCUAGAGUUAUACCACAAUUACCAGCAGAUGGUCUCUGCGUGCAUACAAGUAUUUCUGUCAGUGGCGGUCAACAUGUUAAACUUUUUGGAGAAACCCGAAUGCUCGCAGGUGUAUGCCUGUAUACUGGAUAUUAUGAAAGGCUACGCGAAGCACCAGUCGGGAAAGUUGACGAUUGAUCCGUCGGCUGAAGAAGCCCAAUAUCAGGAUAUUCUCGACUUGGUACAUCUACUCGGUGAGGUGUUGCUUAAGGAUAUAAUGGGCUUUCUUCCGGACGUGGCUCGAGAUGCGGAAACCCGCGUUGGUGACCAGCUCACCGUCGCUGAUGUUGCUUUUCAUGGCCUAAACUUUCUCAUGCCUCUGAUGACGCCAGAACUUCUUCGUUUCCCCACACUCUGCUCAAAGUACUUCAGUUUCGUAAAUAUUGUCGGCGAGAUGUACCGGGGAAGAAUGUAUGAGCUGCCUGAACCCCUGCUGGUGAACAUCUUUGGUACUGUCCAUCUUGGCUUAACAGACUUCACGCCAGAUGUGGCAUCUUCGUGCCUUGAUUUCGUAUCCGGGUUUGCACUAAACAUUAUUCAAUCACAGGGCCAGACUCCACCAGUCGUCCACCAGCUAAUGCAACCAUUCCUGCGGUUAAUUCUCGAAAUGACACUUCUACAACCACUUGACUCCGAUCUGACUACGAUGGCAGGCAGCGCUGUCUUCCCUCUCAUGUGCUGUUAUCCAAACCUCUACAAAGAAUUGGUCGAAUCGAUGGUUAAUUCUCAGACUGACGAAGCGCUGAAGCAGCGGCUUGCCGAGGCAUUUUCACAACUCACCGAAAGUGUGCAAAUGGUGCCUGACCGACAUAACCGCGUAAAGUUCCGCACCGCUUUUGAGACAUUUACUACGAAAGUUCGCGGUUUCCUUUGCGUGAAAUAGAUCGCAUGUUUAUGAGCAGACGUUAGGUAUACACAGUAUGUAGUUCAGCCCUUGAACUACAACCUGCCAUGGACUGCCCUGUACAGCUCUGUCAGCAUAGCAGAGUUAGUUCCGAAGAAUUGUCAGGGGCUCAAUCCGUGUGGUCAUCGCUGCCUUCAUUUAGUAAACAAGUGACACAGACGGAUGCAGUUUGACAGGAUGGCCCGACAGCAUAAUCAAGGACAUAUACGCGUGAUUUGGAGCAAUAGUUUUGCAACGAACAAUUGGUUGAAGGUAUGGCUGGCUUUGGAACACCAUGUGCGACUUGCGCCGAUUCAGAGGGUUCUCUCAAACAGCGAACCUAUUAUUGUAAAGGAUACUUACACACUGUUUGCAUGAAAAACGCUGUCUCUUUUCGUGAGCAUUACAGCGAUGUUAUUGAGUCUCCUGCAUACAGUUUUCUCAUUGACUAUUGGUGGAAAAAAAUUUUACCGCAAUAAUAGUCGAUUAAUAUCUAUUACAAUCAUAAGUGAACGUCUAAUAUGCACAGGCAUAGGCGGCUGAGGAUACGUCCCUCUAAUACAAUGGCUGUGGUGCGUCAUCCGACGCUUAUGCUAGAUACAUACUUCUGGCAACCCACAAGGCGUCUUGAUAUAUUACAUACUUUCGUUUUCUUUAUGGUCCCUAAUAAUUUAUUUUGUAUGCGGCAAAGUAGAUUUCGAUAGUUCAAUUCAGUCAUAUUCGCCGUUUGUUGCAGAUCAAAGCAGAUACCGCCAUAAUAACGGCGGCGUAAGCACAAUGAUGUUGGCUGUGUAACAAGCAAACGAUCACGCCGCCAUCUACGCUCGUCGGUAAUUACUUUUGGUAUGGGAGUACAAUAAUGCCACAUACUCAUUGCUGUCGUACUAUUUACACCUCACAAUUGUACACUUCUUCGAGUGUUUAAAUAGUAUGAAUAAUAAUAUUAUUAUUAUUAUCAUCAUGCUGAAGUUAUUCCCUACAUCUCUCGCUAUAACUGCCGGCGGACAAGUGGAGGAAAACGAGCGAGCGAGAGGGAAAAAGAGAGGGCGAGUAGGUGGGCUACCAUCUACCAAAGAUGAGCCUUGCGUUGACGAUAUGACUUUCUAUAGCAGCAGGGCGGGUUAAAACAUUAGAGGACUGACGUAAUUGAUUACAUAAGAGAACUUCACAUUCCGAAGUCACUUUUCCGUAUAGUUAGUGUGUCUCGGACACGUCGGCUGAUGGGAAGAAAUUGGAAGAAAAGAUUAUUACUAAUAUUAUCAUAACGGAUGGGAACGAGGACACUUGUUGUGAUGAUAUGAGGUGCGCGUGUGCCUCGCUUUUAUUCCAAGCUGCGGCGUAACAUUAGCAGCAAGUAGUACGAAACAUUUUGUGGAUAAGCUCGAUAUUCGAUAAGCUGCGUCGAUUCUAUGCGGUGAAUGUCAACAGUGUAGCGAUGGCAACGCUAUAACUGCAACGUCCGAAUGUACAAUUAGAUCUCAAGCAAGCAACUACACAUAAUUUGAGGGCUAUAUAUAUAUAUAUAUAUAUAUAUAUAUAUAUAUAUAUAUAUAUAUAUAUAUAUAUAUGGGUUAUGCAGAUUGACUUUCUUUCACAAAGUUUACUAGACGCGUGACGUGACGGAUGAAAGUGUGAACGAAAGGUGACUAAGAAACAUAAUCAUCAUUCACACAUAAUAAUUGAUACGUAUGGUGAGUUGGGCGGGCGAAGGUGAGGUCGAUUCAUCGUCUAACCUAGAACAGGAAUCUGUGGACCUCCCUCAUUACGAUUGUUUACGUCAAUCCGGUUGUCUUUUUGGUUUCUUGAUACGAAAGCCCAGUUUAAUAGGUUAAGAAGCAUGAAAUUUCUUAGGAUUAUACGCAGCAGAGAGCCAUAGGAGACAUCAUUGCCGAUGAAAUGAAAUCUGGGUAUAUGCAUAGAACAAUAUCUUUGGAUGUAAUUAUUACUAUUAGUACGCAGUGGUGGACAUAUCGUUCAAACGUAAGGCUUUGUUGCACCUUACGUUUUCUACAAGUUUAACCGUGAUGUAAUCAGUAGAUAUACAUAGUCCACUACAGAAAGGACCUACGACAUGACACUAAUACGCUUGUACAAGAUAAUAGAAGAAGCCGAAAGGAACGAAGCUUAUUGAUAGGUAAUGUUUGUCAUCAUUAUACAUUAAUUGUGAAACAAUGAGGCAGCGUCGGAGGAUUGUAUCGAGACUCGGGCGACUGGAUGGCAGCGUGUGUACGGUAUUGAUGACCGAUGCUGAAUCAAUUGACAUACAUAAUUAUGAAGACUGAGAAGGGGUCGAAGACAAUAACUAAAUACAGUUAUUAAAGAAAAGUUACGAUAACGGCGGUGGUGGCGAUGGCGGUGAAGUUUCAACGCUUAGUUGUUCUAUAACGGUUCAAUUGAGUCGAAUAUAUUACGUUUACAUGCAAGCGAUAACAGGAACAUUGUCCAAAAGAACGCUGACAAUAUGAAUGCGUAGCUCUUGUAAAAAGACAAUAAAAAGGGGGCAUGGGAUUAACUCUAUAUAUAAAUAUAUAUAGAUAUGGAAAGAUAGAUGGAUAAUUCACAACAAAACAAUAAAUGUGAUUCCGCUAGGAAGAGGUGUGCUAGCUGUUGUGUUGGGUGAACACGCCACCUCUUCUAAGUAUUUUGUACCAUUCCUAUGCAGGAC